Messenger RNA from Chlamydomonas reinhardtii, 1862 nucleotides. RefSeq lists its product as uncharacterized. Gene Ontology annotation, biological process: triglyceride catabolic process; lipid homeostasis. Gene Ontology annotation, molecular function: triacylglycerol lipase activity. The coding region runs from base 47 to 1495 and encodes 482 amino acids. Gene Ontology annotation, cellular component: cytoplasm; lipid droplet; membrane. Lineage: Eukaryota; Viridiplantae; Chlorophyta; Chlorophyceae; Chlamydomonadales; Chlamydomonadaceae. The record is from RefSeq and is a predicted model, not a curated record. The transcript has 7 exons.
CUGACGCGGGGAGGCGGUGUGAGGCUUGCCUCGCUGCCCGAUCUUUAUGCAGUUCCACACUGACCAGUCACCCGUUGUCCUGCUGCGCCAGCUGGAGGCGUCUCUGCCGCCCAACGCACACGAGCUGUGCAGCGGCGUGGCCACGGUGGGCGUGACGCGGCUGCUGCCCUGGCCGCACACCAAGCGCGUGUGCCAAUUCUCCUCACGGCCCGACCUGGUGGCGGCGCUGCUGGCGUCCUGCCACAUCCCGCGCUACUUCAAUGGGGAGCUGUCCACCUCGUACCGGGGCAAGACCAGUGUGGACGGCGGCGUGUCAUCGCUGAUGCCCAAGGCCGCGGCCGAGCACGACUUCCUGCUCAAGGUAUGCUGCUUCCCCCGGCGGCACGUGGCCCGACUGCCUGUGUUCAACCGGCGCCAGGCGCUGCGGCAGCUGGACCUGGGCAUCAGCCCGGACGCCUUCGGACCCUGGCCGCACAGGCUGUCGGUGAUGCUGGAGCACGCGCUGCACCCCUCCUCAGACGACUUCCUGGUGCUGCUGCUGCAGGCGGGUCGGGGCGAUGCCAUGCGCUGGGCUGUUGCCGCUGGCCUGGCGCCGCCGCCGCUGUGUCGCUGGGUGGAGCGCUGGGUUGCCGGCCUGCAACAGCCGCAGCUGCCGACGCAGCAGGAGCAGUGGCAGCAACAGCAGCUCCCCGCCGCCGGGUCGUCGCACGAGCUGGCCAAAGCCGCGGUGGCUGCAGCCGCCUGUUAUGAUGAUGAGUCGGCGGCUGCAGCAGCAGCUGGUGGCGGCAGGGACACAGCUGCUGCGGAGGGAGCAGCAGUGGUCCGAGGGGGAGCGGCGGAUGGGAUCGUCAGUAGGAGGAGUGGGGCGGUGGAGGAGUUCGGCGGGGGCAUGAGUGGCUGCGGGCUGUACCUCAUGCCCAUACCGCCUGAGCUCCUGCUGCCGGGUCCGGCUGCCGCUGCUGUUGCUGACGCACCCAAGCCUGGUGCUUCCGCGGAGUCGUCGCCGGCGGCGGAAGCCCCGGGCACCGCCGCUACUGCGAGCACACCACAGCGGCAGUUAGCAGCAGCUCCUGCGGGUGAUACGCGGCAACAGGAGCCGCCGCAGCAAGCUGGUCCCGCACUGCAGCUGGUAGGCCCCAUCGCCGUCGCCGAGGGGCUGCUGUCGCGCACCGCCAGCACUAGCACUAGCGCAGCAGCCAUGUCCUGGCAGGCGCAGGUGCCGUCGCAGGCGUCGCAGUGCAACGUGCAGUCGACCCAGCGCGCGCACGUAAUGGCGGCGGCGGUGGCGGCGGCGGGGCCAGGAGGAGUGGGCCCGACGUCAGCACGAAACCGUCUUGGGCGCGAUGGCGAAACUGGAGGUAGUGCAUGCGGCGGAAGAUUUGGUUGCCGCCGCAUGCAUCUGCACAGUGGGCACAAGGCCCGUGUAAAGCCGAAGCGCCUGCCGCACGAGACAGCAGCACGGCUCUUUGUGGCGGGUGGAAAGCUUUUGCCUUAGCGCUUAGUGAUGGUUGUCCGAUGUGGAUGGCCUGCGAGGCUGCGAGCUGCUUUAAAUGUUCGUUGAGUCUGUGUGCGUGGGAGCGGACUUUCAGGAGCUGUACGGAUGACUCGGCAUACAUAUGCGGCUACCUCGGACGCUAUCUUCUCUAGGAGGUCCCUGUGUUUUGAGAGUACGGUAUAGACGCUGGGGGUAGUUGGUGGCCCUACGGAUCAUGUAGAUGGAGACCAAGGAGUCACUGGGAAUGGUGAGUUUGGGCAGGCCUCGGUGCUCCAGUCUUGGGCACCGGGCAGGAUUCCAGUGCUUUUUUCCGAUGUGGACGUUACAGAGAGGAGCGUGUCUGCCCCUGGUCAACUCGGUAAGGAUG